Molecule: messenger RNA, 474 nt
Organism: Paraphaeosphaeria sporulosa
Lineage: Eukaryota; Fungi; Ascomycota; Dothideomycetes; Pleosporales; Didymosphaeriaceae
Exons: 1
Coding region: 1-474 (157 amino acids)
Source: RefSeq, a predicted model, not a curated record
AUGCCGGAACGCGACCCCUUCCUCGCGCGCAUCCCGCGCCCCUACCGCAUCCUCCUCCUCUACCUCGAGCCCCUGAUGGCCUUCAACGGCGCGCUCCUGUGCCUCUUCGCCCCCGCCUUGUUCCUCUCCACCUUCUCGCCCUACCUCAAGUACCACGCCGACAACCAGAUCAUCUAUAAUCAGCUCGCGGCCACGUACACGCUGUUCGCGUUCAACCAGGCCGUCGUGUUGCGCGUCGCGAAGGACCUGCGUGUGUGGAGGGCGAUUGUGCUCGGCAUAUUGGUGUGCGAUACGGUGCAUUUGUGGGCGGGCUUCGAUGUUAUGAGGAGGGAUGGGACGGUUUGGCCCGGCGUGUGGAGGGCGGAGGAUUGGGUUGCAGUGGGGAGCUUGGUUGUGCCCAUGGGGUUGCGGACGGCGUUUCUGGCAGGCAUAGGGGUUAAGGAGGAGGGCAAUGUCGAGAAGAAGGUGCAGUAG